Cynocephalus volans (Philippine flying lemur) is the source of this 3268-nucleotide messenger RNA. RefSeq names its product nuclear GTPase, germinal center associated (gene NUGGC). Bases 322 to 2712 code for a protein of 796 amino acids. Lineage: Eukaryota; Metazoa; Chordata; Mammalia; Dermoptera; Cynocephalidae. The transcript has 19 exons. Gene Ontology annotation, molecular function: GTPase activity. The record is from RefSeq and is a predicted model, not a curated record.
GCUGCAGGAGCGGGGAGGGGCUUGAGGGUCGGAGUGUGUGAACGCGGCGGCGGCUUGUGGGUUAGAAGCUCGAGCUGGCGGCUCGGCGGUGGGAGGGAGCCUCUGUGUGACGGCUGCGCCAGGAAGCCUGAGCGAGCGCGGGGAAAAGGGUGGUCCCUGAGUGCGGGUGCAGGAGCCCGCGUGCGUCCCGCCCGGGAAGGCCGGGGAUGUGAAUGGGGAGACCGUAUAGUCGGUGGACACCAACAUCAGAGCCUGGAAGAGCGGGCGGGGGCCAGGCUGGUUGUCCUAAGUGGAUAAAAGCAGGAGUUCGUGUAACAGGAGAUGGCGGACACCGGGGACUUCAUGGGUCAGGAGCCACACGCAGAUGACAAUGAUUUAUUCAAAGAACCAAUGAAAAAAAGAAGACGAUCAGAUCGAGAGCAGCGAUUCCGAGCAUUUCCCUCAGUGGAGCAAAGUGCUCUUAAGGAAUAUGAAAAAUUGGAGUCACGGACCAGAAGAGUUUUGAGCAACACUUACCAGAAACUUAUUCAGUCUGUCUUCCUGGAUGACAGCAUCCCUAAUGGAGUCAAGUAUCUCAUAAACAGGCUUCUCAUCCUGAUUGAAAAGCCGCCAUUGGACCCAAUCUACAUUGGAUUACUUGGCAGCGCUGGGGCUGGGAAGAGCUCCCUGAUCAACGCCAUCACCCAGCAGGCAAUGUUUCUUCCCGUGUCUGGAGAAAGCGUCUGUACUUCAUGCAUCGUACAAGUGAGCUCAGGCUGCCGCGCGCAGUAUGAGGCCAAAGUCCACCUUCUCUCUGACCAGGAGUGGAAGGAGGAGCUGAAGAACUUAACUCAGCUCCUGCACAGGACGGAGGAGCUGGGUGGAGCAGAGGCAGGCGCCUGGGACAGGGACGAUGCAGUGCAGGAAGCCACCUGGAAGCUGCAGACGGUUUACGGAAAUGGGGCAGAGCGGAAGAACUAUGAGGAGUUACUAAGGGCCAGGCCCAAAGGGAAGAUCCCCACCUCCAGAGUCGUCACCCUCAAGGCAGAAGAGGCAGGAGAGCUGUCUGUCAAGCUGGACCCCUAUAUCCGGACUCAGAGGAGAGACUGGGAUGGAGAAUCAGCUGAGACUCAUAUCUGGCCCUUGAUCAAACAUGUGGAAGUGACUCUUCCCAAAUCCGAGCUGAUUCCAGAAGGGGUUGUGCUGGUGGACAUCCCAGGCAUGGGAGACUUCAACAGCAAGAGGGACGAGAUGUGGAAAAAGACCAUCGAUAAAUGCUCAGUGAUCUGGGUGAUCAGCGACGUAGAAAGAGUUUCGGGGGGAAGAGCCCACGAAGACCUUCUGAAUGAGAGCGUCAGGGCCUGCCAGCGGGGUUCCUGCAAGGAUGUUGCCCUGGUGGUCACCAAGACUGACAAACUCCACCUGCCGGAAUACCUAAGGGAAAGAAAGGCAGGAAAUCAAGCUAUUCAAAGUCAACGAGAGGCUGUUUUAGAAAGAAAUGAAAUGAUAAGACUACAAAGGAAUAGAUUCCUCAAGGAAAAACUGAAGAGAAAACUACCAGCUGACUCCAAGGUUCUAGAAGCCUCAGAUCUGGUGUACACAGUAAGUGCCCAGGAGUACUGGCGGCAGGUUCUCCUCACCGAGGAGGAAACUGAAAUCCCCAAGUUAAGAGAAUACAUAAGGAAAAGGCUCUUGGACAAGAAGAGGAGGUUGGUGACCAAGUUUGUCACUGAAGCCUUCGGCCUGUUGCUUCUCACGGACAGUUUCAACUCCGUGGGAAACUUGCCGAACGAACACUUGCACAUGAGCGGCCUGCGCAGAUUUGUGGAAGAGAAGAUAGAGCUGCUGGAGACGGCCAUCGAGCAGUGCUUUGCCCACAUCCAGCGGCCUCUGCAGCAAGGGGUCAGCAACGCCAGGACUUCCUAUCGACACGUCCUCAGGGCAUGCCUGGUGAGGAGUAAAGGAAACCAAGGUUUUCACCAGACUCUAAAAGCUGUUUGUCUGAAAAAUGGCAUCUAUGCCUCCAGGACUUUGCCAAGAAUCGAUCUGAACGAAGCCAUCACCCAGCCCAUCUAUGACCAGAUUGACCCUGUGUUUGGAGGCAUUUUUAGGGCUGGGAAUCCCACUGGCUUAGCUCUGAUGCCUCACAUAGAAGCUUUUAAGCACUCCCUGCAGGAGAAAAUGAUGGAAAUUGGGAUGAGAAAUGGCUGGAAAUAUGACAGCUGCAAAAAAAGUUUCCUGAUUCAGGAGAUAAGCGCCAUCCUGGGAGGCCUGGAGGGGCAAGUACUCAGAAGGAAGAGGAGGAUCUACUCGUCUAUCACCGCCUCUGUCCAGAACGACCUGAGGCCCUGCUACGAAGAGGCAGCUCAGAUCACUGGCAAAAAAGCAUGUGAGAGAAUGAAGGAUGUCCUCCGAAGAGGAGUGGACCGGCAGGUGGCCGAGGGCAUGUUUGAAAGGGCUCAGGAGAGGAUGCAGCACCAGUUCCAGCAACUGAAGAGUGGAAUCACAGAGAAGGUGAAGGGCAGUGUUGCCACCAUGCUGACCCUUGCCUCAUCCCAGGGGGAUGGGCUCUACAAGGAGCUUGCAGAUGUCAAAAAUGAAUACAAGGAGAUGGAAAAGCUACACAGAAGCCUGAGGGAGGUGGCUGAGAAUGCGCUGCUGCGGAGGGGCAUGCAAGAUUUCCUCCUGAGAAUGUCCCCCAGCAAAGCUGGACCCCCCAGAACACAACUUUAAUUCUUGGGGCUUAUCCCUAGUGGGAUGAAAAAUAAGCCUGCAGCCACAUAAUCAGAAUUACUUCUGUUUUUUGUAAUCUAAUGAAGAACAGCUCCCGACUGUUUGGGCUUUAUAUAUAAUAUAAAACUCAAUAAAUUGUUGCUUCUAGCUUAAUUUUAUUUUAUAGCCAAAAAAGAGUGAACUUGACUCUCCAGUGGAGUUAUAAAGCUUCAGGGACAAGAAACUUGUGCUUCACCGAAGAAAAAUAUCUAAACAUCAGAAACCUGAAAUAUUAAAGAAAAAAAUUGCAAAUAAAACUUUAAGAGACCCAAUUCAAUUUCCCAUUUUAAUAGUGAUGAGACUUUUGGAUAAAGAGGCAAUGUUGUGCCAUGGGAACAACAUAGGUUAGGGAGUAGGUGGACAUGAGACCCAGUUCCAUCAUUUCUCAGAUGUGCUAUCCAGCACCAGCACUUCCCAGACAUUUGGACCUUAGCACCCUAUGCUCUUAGAAAUUAUUGAGAACCCUACAGAGCUUUUGUUUAUGUGGGUUAUAGCUACUGAUAUUUACCAUAUUCAA